Messenger RNA from Acaulospora colombiana, 705 nucleotides. NCBI's taxonomy places the organism in Eukaryota, Fungi, Glomeromycota, Glomeromycetes, Diversisporales, Acaulosporaceae. The record is from the annotation of a GenBank genome assembly.
GCCUCGAGGCUACUACACCCACAGGCUCUGAGAUAUUGCCGGAUUCAAAUUGACAGGUCCAUAUGUCGUAACUUGAAACUCGAUCCUAUCGUACACGAGGCCGAAUAUUCGCAUAUUGGAUGCCCCGAAAAAUCGUUCUUGAUUCAUGGGAUGGACGUCAUGCAUCUGAACAAGUGGUGUAUAAAGGCCGUGAAAACGGACCCGUCCAAUGAUAUCGACAGUGGAGACUCUUUGAUUAUCGACCUUCCGCAGCUGGUGGUUAUUGGCUCACAGAGCUCGGGAAAGAGCACUUUGAUCGAAGGCUUGAUCAAGUGGGACGUAUUAUCCAUGCGAGAGGAUGUCAGCUGGAGGUGUAACAUAUGGCUUGACUUCGAAUUCGGUCAAGACGGGGAACCAUUGGUGGUUCCACAAAGGCGGCGAAAAUUUGGGCCCGAAAUCACCGAGCCAGAACACGUCUACGAGAGACUUGUCCAAGCGCAAGCCGCUGUUCUUCACUACCCAACUGUUGAUCCUGACGACUUCUUGCAACCAAAUGCACAUUUGGGAGGAGAAGGCUUCUCCCAUAAUACUAUCUCUGUCGAAAUUGAUGGACCCGAAGUCGAGUCUCUCUCUUUUGUAGACUUGCCUGGUCAGCCAAGAAUGAUGGACAGGGUGAAAGACCUAGCCACAAAGUACAUCAGGAAAGAGACCUCUUUGAUCCUUCUG